Molecule: messenger RNA, 1038 nt
Organism: Aspergillus caelatus
Lineage: Eukaryota; Fungi; Ascomycota; Eurotiomycetes; Eurotiales; Aspergillaceae
Product: BTB/POZ domain-containing protein
Exons: 2
Coding region: 1-1038 (345 amino acids)
Molecular function (GO): protein binding
Source: RefSeq, a predicted model, not a curated record
AUGUCGAACAGCACAAGAAAGCAUCUUAUGCGUGGCGCCGCCGUGAAGCUUGACGUGGGAAUUCCGCCAGCAUCUUUCAAAGUUCAUAUUGAAUUGCUAUGCGGACUAUCUCCAGCUUUUGCUGACCUCUAUAGCGGUCCAAUGGCUUAUAAAAUCCAAGAACAUAUCCACCUACCAGCGGAAGAUUCAAGUACCUUUGCAGUAUUUGUCAGGUGGUUGUAUUGGAACCGGGUCUGCAUGAAUCAACCUCUUCGAGUCCUUGAUCUGUUCAAGCUGUGGGUUCUAGCAGAACAUCUCGACAUACCUACACUGCAGAAUGAUGCGUUAAUGCUCUGCAAGAGGCGGCUUGAUCGAGGGGCCAUAGGAACUGACGCGGUAGCCUAUGCCUACGAGAGCACCCUUCCAGGUUCCCCUCUACGUCGGAUGGCAGUGGACUCGUGGGUGUGCAGUGCAGGGAAGAAGAGAUUCCGAGCGCAUAUGCGUAUGUUCCCAUGUGGGUUUCUGCAAGACUUGUGUUCGGCGUUCUUCGGGAAGAAAGACCAUAAUGGUGUUCAACUUUCUGGCCAGCAGCAUUUCGAAUAUUGUUACUUCGUGCCAGAUUUCAACCCUGAGUCUGGCCGCAGCACUGUACUUGUAUGUGACCCUUUUGCUGCGCCGGCCACAGUGGUAUGGGAAAGAAGGCGCCGUUCAUUAUCUAUUCUAUGUGCUCCUAUUUGCGACCGUUCACCCUAUUCCCACGCUGAAGAGGACAUUGAUGUGAAGAGUGAGAGCAGUGUGGAGAGGGAGAACAGUGUGAAGAGGGAGAGCAGUGUGAAGAGGGAGAGCAGUGUGGAAAGUGAGAGCAGUGUGGAGAGUGAGAGCAGCGUGAAGAGUGAGAGCAGCGUGGAGAGUGAGAGCAGCGUGGAGAGUGAGAGCAGCGUGAAGAGUGAGAGCAGCGUGGAGAGCGAGAGCACCGCAGACAAUUGGUCUACAGACUCUGGUGAUACUCCGUGUCCGACUUACAAAAGGCGAAAGUUGAUUUGUUCUGGUUACUACUAG